AUUACCAUACUUAUGGCUGGGGUUCUGCGCACAGUAUUUCAGAGGCCUCCAGGCAGACUACAGACUGUGAAGAAAAGUGUAGAAUCUCUCAUUGGUACAGAAUGGAUUCGUCACAAAUUUACCAGAUCAAGAAUUCCAGAUAAAGUGUUUCAGCCUAGACCUGGAGAUCAUGAAAAAUAUGGUGGGGACCCCCAGAACCCUCAUAAACUGCACAUUGUUACAAGAAUAAGAAGUACAAAGAUGUGUCCAUAUUGGGAAAAAGAUACGAUCAAGAUGUUCAGACUACAGAAGGCACACAGCCCUGAGAUUCACAAGAAUGCAAAGCUGAAAAUGGUUAAACUCUUGAUAUGCAUCCAGCCCCUGCAGCUGCCUCAGGGACUUCCCACAGAAGAGACCAUGUCCAGCACUGGCCUCAAGAGCACUGGGGAGGUGGCUGUGCAGUGGCAUCUAAAGCCUGUGGAGCAAGAAGCAAAGUCCUGA
This is a messenger RNA of Arvicanthis niloticus (Nile rat), 480 nucleotides long. The record is from RefSeq and is a predicted model, not a curated record. NCBI's taxonomy places the organism in Eukaryota, Metazoa, Chordata, Mammalia, Rodentia, Muridae.